This is a messenger RNA of Aspergillus ruber CBS 135680, 861 nucleotides long. Its product is annotated as SDR family oxidoreductase. The coding region runs from base 1 to 861 and encodes 286 amino acids. Gene Ontology annotation, biological process: phosphatidic acid biosynthetic process; triglyceride catabolic process. Gene Ontology annotation, molecular function: triacylglycerol lipase activity; acylglycerone-phosphate reductase (NADP+) activity. The record is from RefSeq and is a predicted model, not a curated record. The transcript has 9 exons. NCBI's taxonomy places the organism in Eukaryota, Fungi, Ascomycota, Eurotiomycetes, Eurotiales, Aspergillaceae. Gene Ontology annotation, cellular component: endoplasmic reticulum; lipid droplet.
AUGUCUACGAAAUUUGCUCUUGUCACGGGAUGCGGCCAGGGUGGCAUUGGCGAAGCCCUCAUCACUGAGUACGCUCGUCGUGGAAUCCAUGCUAUUGCCACUGUGCUCCCUGCGGAGCCGAGCGACCAUCUCGCGCGAGCCGGAAUUACUUUCUUUCCUUUAGACGUUACCAACGAGGAGUCUGUCUUGGAGUUGAAAGCUCGAGUACAGAAGCUUACAGGUGGGCGUUUAGAUGUCCUCGUCAACUGCGCCGGCAUCGCGUACACCAUGACGGCCAUUGACACAGACGUCGCUGCCGUACAGCGCAUGUUCAACGUCAAUGUAUUCGGUCCUAUGCGAAUGGUGCACCACUUUCACGAUAUGAUCAUCAAAGCCACCGGAGCAAUUGUGAAUAUUGGUUCGAUCGGAGGAGUGGUUCCGUACUUAUACGGAUCAUCGUAUAACGCAACCAAGGCAGCGCUUCAGCACUGGUCGAACACUUUACGUGUUGAAAUGGCCCCAUUUGAUGUCAGAGUUAUAACAGUUAUAUCGGGAGAGGUCGCCACCAACAUUCUCAAGAACGAUGCACACAGACGGCUACCAGAAGGAUCGUACUAUUCUCCUCUUGCGGAGAAUUUCCGGCAGCACGUCACAAGAACUCCACCCAGAACCACGGAUCGAUUCCAAUAUGCCGCAAAUGUCGUCGCGGAAAGUUUAAGAUCAUCCCCUUCGGCGUGGUUCUGGUACGGUAGCCAGUCCACUCUUAUUCGCUUUCUCGAUAUGUUUUGCUGGCGCACAGUUUGGGACUCCCUAUUUUGGAGGAUGUUUGAUUUGGGAAAGCUGAAAGAGGCUCACUCCUCGAAAGCCAAGAAACAAGUGUGA